CUGGCGACAGGACAGUCGAACUCCUCCACUUAUGAUCGUUUCACUUCCAACAUAAAAACAGGAGACAGGAAGAGAGAAAAGGGCGCCCAUACUAAACGGUAAGCAAAACCCCUCCUCCUAAUCAGAUGGACGCUCUUAACAUUCCAACGACGCCGUCUUUGAUGAGGGAUUUCCUUCGCCAGGCGGGAGGCGCCGCCGUUAUCGACGGCGGCUUGGCUACGGAGCUUGAACGCCACGGGGCUGACCUCAACGAUCCCCUCUGGAGUGCCAAAUGCCUCCUCACUUCUCCUCACCUCAUUCGCUCCGUACACCUUGACUACCUUGAAGCUGGUGCAGAUAUUAUUAUUACAGCAUCCUAUCAGGCCACCAUACAGGGGUUUGAAGCAAAAGGCUUUUCUAGGGAAGAAAGUGAAACCUUGCUUAAAAAAAGUGUGGAAAUUGCCCUCGAGGCAAGGGAUAUAUAUUAUGAAAGAUGUAAUAAAAAUUCUUGUGAUGGAUUAGGAGAUGGUAGGAUACUGAAAAUUCGUCCCAUCUUAGUUGCAGCAUCUGUAGGCAGCUAUGGGGCUUAUUUAGCUGAUGGAUCUGAGUACAGUGGGGACUAUGGUGAUGCAAUGACAAUAGAAGCUUUGAAAGAAUUUCAUGGCAGAAGAGUUCAGGUCCUGGCAGAAGCGGGUCCUGACCUAAUAGCAUUUGAAACGGUUCCAAACAAGAUAGAAGCUCAGGCUUAUGUCGAACUCUUACAGGAAGAAGACAUAAAGAUACCUGCAUGGUUCUCUUUCAACUCAAAAGAUGGCAUUAAUGUAGUUAGUGGUGAUUCUUUGCUUGAAUGUGCGUCAAUUGCCGAAUCAUGCAAGCAAGUUGUUGCUGUUGGAAUCAACUGCACACCUCCUAGAUUUAUUCAUGAGCUGAUUUUAGCUAUUAAGAAGGUCACUACCAAACCAAUAAUUAUAUAUCCCAAUAGUGGUGAGAGGUAUGAUGCAGAUCAGAAGGAAUGGGUGGAAAAUACUGGAGUCUCAGAUGAAGAUUUUGUCUCAUACGUAAGCAAAUGGUGUGAGAUUGGGGCUUCCCUGGUAGGAGGUUGUUGUAGAACUACUCCUGAUACUAUCCGAGCCAUAUACAGGACACUUUCUCCUAGAUCUCCUGAUCCACCAAUGCAGUAAAUAAAUGGAGCAGCCUGAUUAUAUAUGCAACUGGAUGCUGAGGUGCCUUAACUUUUAAGUUUCUAACUUCUUUCCCAGUUUUAGUCUGAAGACAAUACCUGCACAAGCUUUUGCCUAACAUCUGGUGUGAAUUGCUGUUGUACUAGCUGAGAUUUUCGAUUCAUGAAGGGCAUGCAGCUUGUAUCAGUUUUGGGUUUUGAGGCAUUAGAAAUGAUAACAAUCUGAGGGCUAGUGUCUUGUUUCCUUAGUUUUUAUUUUUUAUUUUUGGUCUAACUGAUGUUUGUUGAAGGUUAAAUACUUAUGUGUAGUAUUGGCCUUUAGUUCAAGCAAAGCAAAGCAAUGUUGUUGGUCUCUAUCCCUAGCUGAA
Messenger RNA from Theobroma cacao (cacao), 1527 nucleotides. RefSeq names its product homocysteine methyltransferase 2 (gene HMT2). Gene Ontology annotation, molecular function: S-adenosylmethionine-homocysteine S-methyltransferase activity; zinc ion binding. The record is from RefSeq and is a predicted model, not a curated record. Lineage: Eukaryota; Viridiplantae; Streptophyta; Magnoliopsida; Malvales; Malvaceae. Gene Ontology annotation, biological process: S-methylmethionine cycle.